Molecule: messenger RNA, 2615 nt
Organism: Cuculus canorus (common cuckoo)
Lineage: Eukaryota; Metazoa; Chordata; Aves; Cuculiformes; Cuculidae
Gene: CLVS2
Product: clavesin 2
Exons: 5
Coding region: 616-1599 (327 amino acids)
Cellular component (GO): membrane
Molecular function (GO): phosphatidylinositol bisphosphate binding
Source: RefSeq, a predicted model, not a curated record
CGCGGGAGGGGGACGAGCAGCCUCAAGGCCGACGCUUCGUUUGUCUUUCCGGGCUCCUCCCGUUCUUCGGCACCGGUACCGGCGAAGUACCUGCGGAUCGGCAUCCCUUCUCCUCCUUGGUGGUUUUUUUUUUUUUUUUCCCCUGUGUUUUGGUGGUGCUGUAUUUUUUUUUUUUUUUACCCCUCCUUUAAAUCCAAGGAGACGCUUUCCAAGCGGGGCGACCGCUGUUGUUACGUAAAUGGUGCUUCUCCGGGGAGGGCAUCCCCCCUGCCAGCCCCGGCCCGGGGGAGCAUCCCUGGGUACCACUCGCCCAGCCUAGCGGCCGGGCCGCUCGCCGCCACCGCAUCCCAGCCCGCGAUCCGCACCGGCACCGGGAGCAUCAGCCCCGCGGCUCCGCGCCCGGCGGGUUUCGGCGUCUCCGCGGAGCCGCUGCGGGGAUGCUGCGGCGCGUCGGAGCCCGCGGCGGGGAGGGCGCUAUGUCCGAGAGAUAACGCGCCUCCGCCGGCAGCCCGGGGCGGUCUCGGUGCCGGCUCCAGCGGGGACCGUGGGGGCGAGGGAGCGGCGGCCGGGAGGCUGAGGAGCGCAGGCGAGGAGGAGGAGGAGGAGGGCAGCACCAUGACUCAUUUGCAGGCAGGUCUCUCCCCGGAGACUCUGGAAAAAGCCCGCCUGGAGCUGAACGAGAACCCCGACACCUUGCACCAGGACAUCCAGGAGGUGCGGGACAUGGUCAUCACCCGGCCGGACAUCGGCUUCCUCCGCACCGACGAUGCCUUCAUCCUGCGGUUCCUGCGGGCCAGGAAGUUUCAGCACUUUGAGGCGUUUCGCCUCCUGGCCCAGUACUUUGAAUAUCGCCAGCAGAACCUGGACAUGUUCAAGAGCUUCAAGGCCACGGACCCGGGCAUCAAGCAGGCGCUGAAGGAUGGCUUCCCCGGCGGGCUGGCCAACCUGGACCACUACGGCAGGAAGAUCCUCGUACUUUUUGCUGCCAACUGGGACCAGAGCAGGUACACACUGGUGGAUAUUUUGCGCGCCAUACUUCUUUCAUUAGAAGCCAUGAUAGAAGACCCCGAGCUUCAAGUGAAUGGAUUUGUUUUGAUUAUAGACUGGAGCAACUUCACCUUCAAGCAAGCCUCCAAACUCACACCAAGCAUGCUUAGAUUAGCCAUAGAAGGUCUUCAGGACAGUUUUCCAGCUCGGUUUGGAGGAAUACAUUUCGUCAAUCAGCCGUGGUAUAUCCAUGCCCUCUAUACAGUUAUACGGCCCUUUUUAAAGGAGAAGACACGAAAAAGGAUCUUCUUGCACGGCAAUAACCUCAACAGCCUGCAUCAGCUAAUACACCCGGAGAUCCUACCUUCAGAGUUUGGAGGAAUGUUGCCCCCCUAUGACAUGGGGACGUGGGCAAGAACACUGCUUGACCAUGAAUAUGAUGAUGACAGUGAAUGCAAUGCGGACUCCUACAAUGCUCCUGCAAAAGAUAUAGAGAAGGACCUUUCUCCCAAAUCUAUGAAAAGGUCUCAGUCAGUUGUGGAUCCUGGGGUGCUGAAACGCAUGGAUAAGAGUGAGGAAGAAAACAUGCAGCCUUUGCUUUCACUUGACUAACAGUUCCUGAGCAUUGGACAUGAACUGAGGUGGAAGGCACUGCCUCUCAGCAGCAAGCAAACCAUUGGGAGAAAGUGUACCAGCUGGAAUCCUAUUUACUCUUGAUAAUGUAGCAUAAUGGCAUCAGUCAGCAGGUUUUACUAUUCUGCCUGAAUUCUGGAUGCCCUGGGGUGAAAAAGAAGAGGAGAAAAAGGAAAAUAAAAUUAAAUAAAAAAAGGGGUAAUCAAUAAUUUAUUCUGUAAGUGCCAACUCAUUUGUAAAUACAAUAUAAUCUUCGACUUUGACUUUGUGAGUUAUGGUUAAGAAAUGCUAUGGAUAUGAGUGACUAUGAAAUAUGUCAGUGAAGUGCACCAUAAAAAAGAGAAGAAAACGUGUGCACACUUAUACACGCACACACAUGCACACAGAGAAAUGCAUACCGGACAAGGAAAAAUAUCAAAGCCAAUUAAAUGUCCUUCUCAUGGGAAGCCAUAUUGCAGCUAGUAUAUUGACUGCUAUUUUGUUUUCUCUCUGCAAUGCUCAUGUAGAUAAAGAGAUAAAGAGGGAAUAUAAGAACUUGGAGAUGCUGUAAUCAGUUGAAUAUUUCCUAACUGUAGGAAUUAGUUUCCCAAAUAACAUGGUGGCUUAGGAUUGUGAAUUAGCAUAAAUCAUGUAGCAUUAUGAAAAAGAUAACAGGUGAGUGGAACCAACUCUUUGGCAGCUUUGUUAUUUGGCUGUAUGGAUCUGAGAGAUUUCUUCCUUAACUUUUCAUUUACAGUUCACAAGUAACCUGGUUUGUUACCCUAAUCUGGGUUUUGUAACGUGGGACACAUUGGAGUUACUUCUCUUGCAUUUUGCGUGCACAUCAAGAAUUUUCCCAGAACUCUGUUCUCCCUUGGAAUGUGAAAAUUGUCCUCUAAAUCUAGUGUAACAACCGGUAUUUGAAAGUAAAGCCUGGCAUCAGAGGUUAAAAGUUAAUCACUGAAUGAAUUCUGUACACUGGGAGACUGAAUACAUAUAUAUAUUUUUACCAAGCU